UUCUUAAAUGUAUAUUUCUGACAAUAUUGUUUAGUCCUUAUUACAUUUAUAAAGUAAACUUUAUUUUUAUUCAUUGCAUCAUGCAUUUAAUUGCUCAAAUAUGUGUUAACCCAUCUCAGACAACAUGCUCUGAGUAACAGCAAAGAAUUAGCAAACAAAACUAGCAUGGUUAACUGGCAUCCUGCUUAUAGCAUAAGAAAUGUAAGGACUUUUAGUUAUUAACUUUUUUCCUUUUAGGAGCUAAUACCAAAACCUGACUGUUAUUCUUUAUGUUUGAGUUCCUUUAAGGUUUUGUUUUUUUCCCCUCCUGUUAAAUAGCAUUGUAACUGUGCUAGUAAUAAAAAAUAAUGUCCCCCUGUGACCUCAGCAAAGCAUACAACCCCUAAGCUCACACAGGAGUAACAAAAAUACAGCAACAAAUCUGAGCUUAAAUCUAUAAAUAUUGAAAUGUAAAAAUAUUUGACGUGUUUCUUGGUGGCAUUUAGUAGUCACUCAUUGAAACACACCAAACUUUCAUUAAAGUCUGAUGUGCUUCAGUGAGUGACUAUUAAAACUAAACUCUACGCUGGUGUAUACGAAAUAUGUUCUAAAGGUGUACAAUUAUCCUACCGUAAUAAAAAUGUAAACAUUUUUGGUAUCAAAAUUGUGAAAAUGCAUCUUUUUCAUGGUCGUGAACACAUAUUUACAACAAUUCCGAAAACACUUGAAGGCAGCAUAAGCUGUUGAAUGGAACGGGGAAAGAGAAAUGGAGUGAGUGAGUGGGCGUGUCUCAGAGCCAAAGGAACGCGAUGGGCGGGGCCAAAGCGAUAAGGUGAGUGAGUCAGCUUGGGAUCUUUGGUGGGGAUUUCAGCUGGGAACGUUGGACUACGUAGUGAGAUUGAGUUCACUGGGUAAGGUCAUCUAACAUCAUGGAAGAGUCAACAGACAGUGUGACUGUGACCAGGUCUGCUGAGUACAUCGGCUCAUUUCCUGUUGAUGACUGCUGUUUGGAUGAACAAGUUAAAAAGCUGCACUCGCAGCUGAAGUCCCUCAAGUACUACAAGCGUAGGCGCUACGUCUCCCUGAAAUUCUCCAUUAAAGGGGUGAAGGUUUAUAAUGAGGAUGAGACGACUCUUCUGAUGGCCCACGCACUGCAGCGAGUCUCGCUGUCCAUUAGCCGGCCCUCUGACUCUCAGUUUGCUUUCAUCGCCCACAAUCCUGGCAGCCCUGACACUCAGCUCUACUGCCACCUCUUCAAGGCCAGACACGCCAGAGCUGCCCAGUUCCUGAACCUGCUGCUGUGCCGCUGCUUCCAGCUAUAUUAUUUGGAGAAACAUCCAGAGGAUGCUGAGGCCAAGUCAUCUGGGAAGAAGCCGACUCAUAGCCCCUCCCUGCUCAACCAUGGUUUCCCGCUCAGCGUCAGUGCCCUGGUGUCCUUUCGCAGGGCGCCGACUCAGGGUCUGCUGUCGGUAACGAAGGCAGAGGUUUCUUCCAAACCCAGCAUGGAGUCUGUUAGCAGUCCAGACGAUGUCUUUCCCACGUCCCCUACACUCGUACGUAAGCAGGCCAUGAGGGACAAAGUGCUGCGCUCGGGGGCUUACCGUUCCUUCACCUGCACUCCUGUAAAACAACGGCACCUGCAGGAGCGCCUGAACGCUCCACAAGACAAGGGACAGGACCGUAUACCGGAAUUCAAGGUGCGCGCCCCAAGCUUGGCCGAAACCGAAGAAGCACUGGCUCAUGCCGUGUGGAUCUGGGCUGGCGUCUCUAGUGUCUGCAGCUCAUCUCUGCUUGCUGAAGAAGUCCUCGGUUCCUACUUGCUGUGUCCCCACCCCAAAGACCCCAGCGUCGAAUCUCUGCUCAUACGUUUUCCCUCAGGUCUGGUCAAUUUGGCUGUUAAGACCUCCAGUAGUGGAAGAUUAUUCCUUGAGAAUUGUCGUGUACAGUUUGAGAGUCUCACUGAGCUGAUCGAGCACUACACUGAGACCAGAGAAGAGCUGGAGGUGCCACUGAGUUGCACUCGUGUUAACCACUGUUACGAAUGGGAAGAGAGCAAAGUCCAGAUUAAGUGCUCACCACAAUGGAAAAACACCAAAAUUCAAUCCUAGGUUUAAAUCCUGGGUUCAGUGUUUUUAUCGGUGUAAAUAUCUCUAGUUUUAGACUCUCGACUCUUAAACAGGGAUGUGUUCUAGUUUUUCAUCAACUUCUAUACACUUUUAACCUUUAAUCACACUUGACCUCUAAUGUUCUGCACUUCAUACACAAAACACAAGGGGAUUAUGAUUGUUUUUCUUUUUUGUUCUCAGGAAUAGGGGCUCUUUUUUAAAAAAUUUUUUAUAUAUAUUUUAUUUAAUUUUUUUUUUUUUAUAAAAGUGGACACUAAACAAUACAGACUUCCCCCCCCUCUGACAGCCCUGUAACUUUUGUAUUGUAUGCAUGUCUAAAUUCUAAAUGUUGUGGGAUU
Molecule: messenger RNA, 2443 nt
Organism: Ictalurus furcatus (blue catfish)
Lineage: Eukaryota; Metazoa; Chordata; Actinopteri; Siluriformes; Ictaluridae
Gene: sh2d5
Product: SH2 domain containing 5
Exons: 10
Coding region: 909-2087 (392 amino acids)
Cellular component (GO): postsynaptic density
Source: RefSeq, a predicted model, not a curated record